This is a messenger RNA of Botrytis byssoidea, 843 nucleotides long. RefSeq lists its product as uncharacterized. The record is from RefSeq and is a predicted model, not a curated record. Bases 1 to 843 code for a protein of 280 amino acids. The transcript is spliced from 2 exons. NCBI's taxonomy places the organism in Eukaryota, Fungi, Ascomycota, Leotiomycetes, Helotiales, Sclerotiniaceae.
AUGUCUGCCCAGGUCCCAGUAGAUACUGUAGACUACAACCUCUGGUUUAAAGAUCAACAAUAUGGCCCAGGAGCUUAUCCCACCGUCGAUACCCUGACCUUUCUUUGCUGUCAGGAUGCAGCAAUCUAUAACGCGAAAAUACGCUUUCAAGAAGAGACAAUGAGAGUCCACGAGACCAUUGCACCAACAACAGCAACAGCCUACGAUAUCACGGAUCUCAGUCGCCACGUCUUCGGCUAUUGGGAGAUGAUGCUAGGUAUAGCAAAAGCGGAUCCUGUUUGGGCGGCCAGUUACGGAGGCAUCAAUACGCCGCGCUCCUUUAAUAGUAGUUGGAGUCGCGCGAAGCAGCACAUCAGGGAACUUAUUAUUAAGAACCAUCGUGCCGCAGACCAGGCUGCUGCCGAUGCCGCUGAUAGUAAUGAAGGGUUUGACAAUGAAGGGGAAGAGGGAAGCGACGAAGAAAGUGUUGGCAGCGUUAUCGUUGUCGAUUACAACAAUGAUGGGGAAGAGAGUAACGACGAAGAAAUGGAUGAAGAUGAUGAAGGAGGAAAUAGCGAUGGAGAUAAUGGUGAUGAAGAUAGUGAUGAGGAGAAUGGAGGAGAAGAAGAUAGUGAUGAAGAAAUGGAUGACAGCAGUGUUAUCGUUGUAGAGUACAACGACGAGGAAGAAGAGGGUUAUGGCGAUGAAAUGAAUGAAGGAGACGUCGAAGAAGAAGAAGAGGAAGAAGAUGAAGAAGAAGAAAGCGAUGGAGAAAUCGUAGGUUUUUGGUGGGAUCAUACGAGAGAUACUAGUGGUUUGAUAUAUAGUCUCGACACCACUGGUAUAUACGAGUUCCCGGUUUGA